AUGGUGGCUCGAGCAGCUCGGCAGCCUAAAAGUGCAAAGGAGCGUGCAUCAGAGAGCACCAUCAUCGCACGUCGCCAUCGCGUCGCCACCAAUGCGACCCGGUCCGACGUGCAGAAUGCCGAAGCCCACCCGCGCGCGAGCCCCCUGAACCCCAUGACCAGGUUGCCGCCAUCAGGCCACCUUGACGCCAAAAGGCCCCCGCCGUCACCCGCGGGAAGCCGCCAUUGCCCGUCGCCAAUGCCAUCAACACCACAUCAUCCUAGUGUGAGGCCACGGGAUCUAGUCUGGGGGGCACUUGAUCUAGCCAUGAAGGCACCGGAUCCAAUGCCACUGGAGGGCCAACACGGCUGGACGCCACCGGAGCAGGCCCCCGUGGCCACGGCGAUCCGGAGAACGAGUUGA
This is a messenger RNA of Phragmites australis (common reed), 402 nucleotides long. RefSeq lists its product as uncharacterized. The record is from RefSeq and is a predicted model, not a curated record. The transcript has a single exon. NCBI's taxonomy places the organism in Eukaryota, Viridiplantae, Streptophyta, Magnoliopsida, Poales, Poaceae. The coding region runs from base 1 to 402 and encodes 133 amino acids.